GGAGGUGGUGCCAAACCUGCUGGAGACGCAAGCGGGCAGGUUGUGGUGCUGUCCUGGGUGCCCUACUUAUGUGAACACUCUAUGAUGGACUUCUUGUGUCGCUGGUGGGAGGAGAAGGGCGGCGCCAUCAUGUAUGAGGACUGCAUGGCGUCCAACCAGAAGGCACUCAACUUGGAGCAGCACCCGAAGACCGCCUUCCGUAAAGCCGUCUGUAUUGUUUCACCCUGAUUCCUUUCUUCAGGGGUCCCCAGCCUCCAGGCUAUGGACAGGCACCUAUUCCUGGCAAGGUCUCUCUAAGUUGGUGCCUAAGAAGAUGAUAAUCACACAAAUGAGUCAGUUCUACAUGGCUGGCCUUGGGCUUCUCUUCCUGAUUAAUAUUCUCCCUGGAACAACUGGCCAAGUGGAAUCAAGACGACAAGAACCUGGGGACUUUGUGAAGCAGGAUAUUGGCGGACUCUCUCCAAAGCAUGCUCCAGAUAUUCCUGAUGACAGCACUGACAACAUCACUAUCUUCACCAGAAUCUUGGAUCGUCUUCUGGAUGGCUAUGACAAUCGGCUGCGACCUGGGCUUGGAGAUGCUGUGACUGAAGUUAAGACUGACAUCUAUGUGACCAGUUUUGGCCCUGUGUCAGACACUGACAUGGAGUACACCAUUGAUGUAUUUUUUCGGCAAACAUGGCAUGAUGAAAGACUGAAAUUUGAUGGACCCAUGAAGAUCCUUCCACUGAAUAAUCUCCUGGCUAGUAAGAUCUGGACCCCUGACACCUUCUUCCACAAUGGCAAGAAAUCAGUGGCCCAUAACAUGACCACACCUAACAAGCUGCUCAGACUGGUGGACAAUGGAACCCUCCUCUACACGAUGAGGUUAACAAUUCAUGCCGAGUGUCCCAUGCAUUUGGAAGAUUUUCCUAUGGAUGUGCAUGCCUGCCCACUGAAGUUUGGAAGCUAUGCCUAUACAACAGCUGAAGUCGUUUAUUCUUGGACACUUGGGAAGAACAAAUCUGUGGAAGUGGCACAAGAUGGCUCUCGACUGAAUCAAUAUGACCUGCUGGGCCAUGUUGUUGGGACAGAAAUAAUCCGGUCUAGUACAGUGGACUUGUUCGCUCUCUCGGUUGGUUUGGAGAUAUGGGCUCGGUGCAUAACAUUUGGGGGCUCGUCCGGGAUCUCUGGCCUACCAGGGAGGACAACUCUCCUGGUAGAAGGGAAUAAUCUCGUUCCACAAGUUUCAUCGGGAGAAGCCCGGAGGAGGGCCGAGCCCUCGGCUCCUCCUAAGGAAGGGGGCCCUGCCCAGGGAACUCAGGGAAGAGCAAGGGAAAUGGCCAGCACAGCGGAAGAAGAAGGCCCGGAAAUUCCCUCCUCCACUGUUCUCGCAUUCCUGAAGAGCACGGACGGAUUCUGUCAGAAGCCCGGAAAAAGUGUGCCAGGGGUGAAUGGGAGGCCCACAAUACAGCCCCACCUCAUUGAAGAGGGGUUCCCCUUGGUGCGACCCAACUGGGACUUCGAACGUGCUGAAGAAAUCCGUCGACUUCUGAAGGCUGUGCAGUUGCCUCAUGCUCUGUCAAUAGUACAUGUACCUGGACAUCAAAAAGGGGACAGCCCCACAGCACGAGGAAAUCGUGCUGCAGAUCUGGUGGCUCGAAAAGCAGCUAAUGAAGAUUUCAUCACUCCGGUGUUGGUGAUCGGACUUCCACCCCCAGGUAUGGGAACUUUGCCCCAACCCCUGAGUAUUCAUCCACAGACCUUGCCUGGAUCCAGGAACAUCCCUACCUCCAACAAGGAGAGCAUGGAUGGUACUGAGACUCCGAUGGUUACUUGA
Capra hircus (goat) is the source of this 1816-nucleotide messenger RNA. RefSeq lists its product as uncharacterized. The transcript has 11 exons. The record is from RefSeq and is a predicted model, not a curated record. Gene Ontology annotation, cellular component: synapse; postsynapse; GABA-A receptor complex. Gene Ontology annotation, molecular function: benzodiazepine receptor activity; GABA-A receptor activity; nucleic acid binding. Gene Ontology annotation, biological process: synaptic transmission, GABAergic; gamma-aminobutyric acid signaling pathway; monoatomic ion transmembrane transport. Lineage: Eukaryota; Metazoa; Chordata; Mammalia; Artiodactyla; Bovidae. Bases 134 to 1816 code for a protein of 560 amino acids.